CUCUUUCAUAUCGACCUUGUCGACUCGAUCGUAUACGCAGGCGUCCCGGUCCACUACACAGUCAAUGGUCAAAGGCGGUGCCAAGGCUAUAUUCCAACCAUUGUCUCAAAAUGCGGAUGGCUUUUAAAAGAGCAAGCCACGAAAACAAAAGGCAUUUUUCGCGUCAGUGGCUCUGCUAAGCGUGUCGCAGAGCUGCAGCUCAUCUUUGAUACCCCACCAAAAUACGGAAGCCAACUGGACUGGACGGGCUACACAAUCCACGAUGCCUCCAAUGUCCUUCGGAGGUAUCUCAACCACUUGCCGGACCCAGUCAUUCCUCUCGAGUUUUAUGAAAAGUUUCGUGAUGUUCAUCGGAACUUGACAAACGACGAGGAAAAGAUUGCGGCCUACCAGGAAUUGAUCAGCAAACUACCACCACCACACUCUUGUCUACUUAUGUAUCUCCUAGAUCUACUGGCGCUGUUCGCUCACCACAGCGAGGAAAACUUGAUGGAUUCAAAAAACCUUGCUUCUGUUUUUCAACCUGGCGUGAUCUCGCAUCCCAACCACGCCAUGUCACCUGGGGAAUAUAUGACUUCAGCUGCAGUGCUUAAGUUUCUUAUCGACUACCAGAGCAGCUUCACGAUGCCU
This is a messenger RNA of Gamsiella multidivaricata, 630 nucleotides long. Its product is annotated as Rho GTPase activation protein. The transcript is spliced from 3 exons. The annotation marks the transcript as partial. Gene Ontology annotation, biological process: signal transduction; activation of GTPase activity; regulation of fungal-type cell wall organization. NCBI's taxonomy places the organism in Eukaryota, Fungi, Mortierellomycota, Mortierellomycetes, Mortierellales, Mortierellaceae. Gene Ontology annotation, molecular function: GTPase activator activity. The record is from RefSeq and is a predicted model, not a curated record. Gene Ontology annotation, cellular component: cell cortex.